Penicillium brevicompactum is the source of this 1167-nucleotide messenger RNA. RefSeq lists its product as uncharacterized. Bases 1 to 1167 code for a protein of 388 amino acids. Lineage: Eukaryota; Fungi; Ascomycota; Eurotiomycetes; Eurotiales; Aspergillaceae. The record is from RefSeq and is a predicted model, not a curated record. The transcript is spliced from 4 exons.
AUGGCAGACACAACAACCCCGAUCGAGCUCCCCGUGAUUGACAUCUCCAACCCGCAUGACCCCGCUGUGGGGAAAGCCAUGUUGAAUGCGGCCGCCAACUAUGGGUUCUUGUACGUCAACAGCAAAGGCAGUGACUUUACCGUGGAGGAUGUAGACCAUGGAUUUGAGCUGUCCAAGGAAUUCUUUGCCUCGCCCGCACAAGAGAAAGAGACUUGCCGCAUCCAGACGAAUGUUUGUGACCAUGACAGGCUCCACCCGGGCAGACAGCCCCUGGAGUAUACCAGAGAUCAAUCUAACCAAAGCCUCGAUAGAACCGCGGAUGGUCUGGAAUGCAUGCAGAAACUCUCGAUCCUGAGCACCAACGGAAGCACAGCACCUGACCACUCAUCCAGAGCCAUGAACUUCGGUGAUUUCAAAGACGGCAAAGCCCAACAGCCACUGCCACCAUCCCUCGCGCCGCAUGAAGGAGAAAUCAACGAAUUUGCCAAGCUAUGUAACAAAACAUGCAACCGAAUUCUGACCCUGCUAGCUUUGGGCCUUGAAAUGGAAGAAGAUUUCUUCACAAACCGCCACGAUCCUACCUCUGGCCCAACCGGCAGCAUUCUGCGGUACCUGUACUACCCAUCGAUCUUCUCCCCAGAGACAGCAGCGUAUAAGCACGACAAAGACGUGCGAGCAGGCGCGCACUCCGACUACGGAAGCAUAACACUUCUGUUCCAGCGCCCCGGCCAACCAGGCCUCGAGAUCCGCACGCCAGAGGGAACCUGGGCCCCCGUGCCCAUUGUACCAGGCACCAGCGCCGAGGCAGCGGGGUAUCCGUUCCCGCCGAUUCUGGUCAACAUUGGCGACCUGCUGAGUUAUUGGACUGAUGGCUUGCUCAAGUCAACUGUGCAUCGCGUUGUCUUCCCGCUGGCUGAGCAGCAGAGCCCGAACCCGCAGGACCGGUACACGCUUGUGUACUUCUGUCACCCGGUGGAUACCACUGAGUUGAUUCCUGUUCCCAGUGGGGUCGUUGCGAAGCAUCGUGAGGGACAUGGAGGGAUUGUUGGCAAGGUCGGGUUUGGGGGUGGUGCAGGGAGCUUGGUACCUGGGGACAAGCCUUUGACGGCACAUGACCACUUGAUGUCGAGGUUGGAGGCGACAUAUGGAUUCAAUAAGGAUGAGUGA